CGGUGAUGGUUCAUCGACAAGAAUCAUAAGUGUUACAUUUAGAUUUAUUGAUAAUUAACCAUGUCUACGACGGGACCGGAAAUCGUAGCCGGGUCAAUAGCGACUGCCUCGGCCACUGGAUUUUCCGCAAGCACCGUAUUUUUCUCACUUCUCAUUCCUGCUCUAGUUCUGUAUUUUAUCUACUUUCGGAUCUCUAGACGUCAUAUGCUCGAACUUGCUGAAAAAAUACCUGGCCCGCCUACCUUGCCCUUGAUUGGAAAUGCUCUGGAAUUAUUUGGAAGUUCUGAUGCCAUAUUCAGCAAAGUGAUGAAGAAAGCAGAAAAUUUUAAGGAUGUUGUUAAAAUAUGGGUCGGUCCCAAAUUAAUGAUCUUUUUGAUAGAUCCUCGUGAUGUUGAGAUAAUCCUUUCAAGUAACGUGUACAUUGAUAAAUCCACUGAAUAUAGAUUCUUCAAACCAUGGCUUGGCGACGGUCUUCUCAUUUCCACUGGUCAGAAAUGGCGUAGUCAUCGCAAAUUAAUCGCACCAACUUUCCAUUUGAACGUAUUGAAAAGCUUUAUCAAUUUGUUCAAUGCGAAUGCGAAAUCCGUUGUUGAGAAGAUGCGCAAAGAAAAUGGCAAGGAAUUCGAUUGUCAUGAUUAUAUGUCUGAACUGACUGUUGACAUUCUUCUGGAAACCGCUAUGGGUGUCUCCAAGCCCUCUCGGGACCACAGUGCAUUCGAAUAUGCCAUGGCUGUGAUGAAGAUGUGCGACAUUUUGCACCUCCGUCACACGAAAAUUUGGCUUAGACCUGACUGGUUGUUCAAUCUGACAAAAUACAGCAAAAAUCAGAUCAAAUUACUUGAGAUUAUCCAUGGAUUAACCAAAAAAGUUAUUCAAAUCAAGAAGGAAGAAUACAAAAGCGGAAAGCGUAAUAUCAUUGAUAAUACUCAGAAAACCGAAUCAAAAGGCAAUAAUAUUGUAGUAGAGGGUGUUUCAUUUGGGCAAUCGGUUGGUCUUAAAGACGAUUUGGACGUUGAUGAUGAUGUCGGUGAAAAAAAGAGACAAGCUUUUCUCGAUCUUUUGAUCGAAGCCGGUCAAAAUGGUGUUCUUCUUUCCGAUAAAGAAGUCAAGGAACAAGUAGAUACAAUUAUGUUUGAGGGACACGAUACCACUGCUUCCGGAUCUAGUUUCUUCCUUGCAAUGAUGGGUUGUCAUCCUGAUAUUCAGGAAAAAGUAAUUCAGGAACUCGAUGAGAUCUUUGGGGACAGUGACAGGCCAGCCACCUUCCAAGAUACUUUAGAAAUGAAAUAUCUUGAACGCUGUCUUUGAACACUUCGAAUGUAUCCACCUGUACCCAUUAUAGCUCGUGAAAUCAAGACAGAUUUGAAAUUAGCAAGUGGAGACUAUACUAUCCCAGCAGGUUGCACGGUUAUUAUUGGUACCUUUAAACUGCACCGACAGCCACAUAUUUAUCCUAACCCAGAUGUCUUCGAUCCUGACAAUUUCUUACCAGAGAAAACCGCGAACCGUCACUAUUACGCAUUUGUACCAUUCUCGGCUGGACCACGAUCAUGUGUAGGUCGAAAAUAUGCAAUGCUCAAACUCAAGAUCGUUUUGUCAACGAUUUUAAGAAACUUCCGCAUAAAAUCCGAUGUCAAGGAAUCUGACUUCAGACUACAAGCUGACAUUAUUUUGAAAAGAGCUGAUGGAUUCAAGAUUAGGCUCGAACCUAGGAAACCGGUAGCUACUACUGCAUAAAAGUACAAAGAUAAUGUAUGAAUUAUUAUUACAAAUAAAAACACGAUUAGUGGGCUUUUCGUGCGGUGAACUGAACAUAUCAUAACAUAUUUUAUUGUGUGUGUAUAUGCUCUUUGUUGAGCGCCAUACUUUUUGCACAUGCGUGAGAUGCCAUUUCGUAAAAUAUGGUUGUAUUUAAAUGUGUGUAUAUUUUAUCGGCCGUGUAAUGUGUAUAGGCAUAUUUACUACUUAUGUUAAUAUUUAUCUUAUGCAAUAAAUUAUGCAGCUAUUACGUUGCGAAACCUGA
Molecule: messenger RNA, 2023 nt
Organism: Apis florea (little honeybee)
Lineage: Eukaryota; Metazoa; Arthropoda; Insecta; Hymenoptera; Apidae
Gene: Cyp4g15
Product: Cytochrome P450 4g15
Molecular function (GO): monooxygenase activity; heme binding; oxidoreductase activity, acting on paired donors, with incorporation or reduction of molecular oxygen
Source: RefSeq, a predicted model, not a curated record